Molecule: messenger RNA, 303 nt
Organism: Lithohypha guttulata
Lineage: Eukaryota; Fungi; Ascomycota; Eurotiomycetes; Chaetothyriales; Trichomeriaceae
Product: phosphate transporter (Pho88)
Exons: 2
Coding region: 1-303 (100 amino acids)
Biological process (GO): protein targeting to ER
Cellular component (GO): endoplasmic reticulum; mitochondrion
Source: RefSeq, a predicted model, not a curated record
AUGGUCAACCCACAGAUCACCAACUUGGUGAUCAUGCUUGGAAUGAUGCAAGUCAGCAAGAAGAUACCAUUCGAGGAUCCGAACGUUCUCAUGGGCGUGCGCGCCCUAUACAUCGUCUCGAACCUCUUGAUAUUUGGAGUGUAUUACUACAUCACCACCAAAAUACAAAGAAAGAAGGGUAAGGAGCUGGAAGGUGGUGGGCUAUCAAGCUACGUGCUCGUGUUGCUCCUAUACAACAGAGAGGCAACGCCUGAUAUCUCCGCCAAUAGAGUACGAACUUGGCUGAGAAUACUGCAGACCUGA